AAUUCAUUUACGUUCUCUGGUUCAACUUAUUAUCAAAGUUCCACACCAUCAACAUAUAUUAACAGCAGAUGGCGCUGGCAUUAAACAGCGGUAAGCGUUCACAUGUACACCUCUAUUGUGAAUAGCUUACCAGCAAAUAAAAAUCAGCGAAGCAGCUGUUUAUCCCUUUAAAACCUUUUAUUUAUUAAUAAAGUUACUAUUCUUUAAAACAAUAAAAUAUGUCAUCACACGCCGCUACAAAAAUUAAUCAGAAAGAAUAUUUAAAGAAAUAUUUAUCCGGGGAUAAAGUGAAAAAGAAAAAGAAGGACAAGAAACAUAAGAAAGAAUUUGGCGCUGCUAAAGUGAAAAUUAUCGAUGACGAUGUCGCCUAUAGUCAAACGCAGGAGGAAUUCGAUGAGGAACUUAUUUUAGGUGGUGAAGAUGCGCCACAAAUAGUGGCUGAAUACAUAGAAGACGUCAGCAACGCAUCAAAUGCACUAAAGUGGCGCAGUAUAGUUGUGAAGGAUGAGCCUGAGGAGAUUGCUAAUAGUAAGCCACAACAAGAAUUGUGGGGUCCCAAACAAAUAAAACGUAAAAUUAAGGAUGAAUUUUCACCGCCACGUCGUAAUACAAAAAUGGACUUGAAUCAAAGUACACAGUACAGUUCACCUCAAAGACAGAAAAAUGGUGAUAAGGCGUCGCCCAAAUCUGCAAGAAAUUAUACUUCACCGGAGGAAAGAAAAUCUAGAAAAAAUGUGCACUCUCCAUAUGGCCGAGUAGAUAAAGUAAGAAGAUAUUCAUCUGACCAAAGCCCACCAAGAAAAACUGAACACACAUCGAAACAAACGCACAUGAGUAGAAAUCAACGCACACCCGAUAAUAGUCCACCUAGAAGAAGCAAUCGAGAUGGCGAUCCUCAGAGAAGAGGUAAAGAUACUUCUGAUAAAAGUCCGGCGAGAAGAGAUAAUCGAAAUAAUAAAACAUAUAAUGGACGUCAACAUUCAGACCAAAGUCCUAAGAGAAACAAUUCCGCAGUUAAACAUCGUCAGAAUUCGACAAGAAGUCGAUCACCACAAAAAGUCUCGUCCAGAGAAAAAUACCGUUCACCUUAUAGAGAAAUAAAGCAAUCUAGUCGAAAGCAUGCGGCUGGAUCUGCUAGUUCUGACCAAAGCCCGCCUAGAACAGAAACACAGAGGUCCAAAAAAAAUCAUAGAAGUAGAAGUAGAAACGUUAGCCUGAGCCCACAACGCCGUAAUAAACGGAACUCAUCGUCUGAUCAGUCCCCACCAAGGCGAAACAAUUCAGGAAAAAGUAGGAAGCGAAGUAUUUCACCUGCUAGGAGAAACGAAAGAAAUUCUAGUGAUCAAUCGCCUCCAAGGCGUUACGACGGUAAGCGCCAAAAAAACUUUUCCCCCGUUCCCAUAAAACGUGAGAAAAUUUCGCCAAAACGAUCACCAUCAAGACUACGUCAAGUUGCUGCGAAAAAAGAACAACCAUCUUCGCCGCCACAAACACAUAGUCGAUGGACUAAGAUUGUACAAAGAGAUAGCGAUUCUCCACCGCCUACACAUAAGCCAAAAGCAAGUAAAACACUCGACGGUAAGAAAGCUGGUCUGCAAGAUGCCAAAGCGCUAACACAUGAAACCGAAGAACGUCACCGUAGAGAGGAACGCAUGUAUAAUGAAAUGUCUAAAGAAGUAUCUGGACGGGAUGCUGAGGUGCGUGUACGUAGCACGGGUCGAAAGGGACAACGUGCACGUGAUGCUGAAGCAGAAGACCCUGAGGUGCGGAGACGAAAAGAAGAACAUGAGCGCAAGAAAAAAGAGAAAUAUGACCGUUGGGGCAAAGGUUUGAAGCAAGUAGAAGAGUAUCGACAACGCACUGUAGCUGAAAGCUACGAAGGUAGUAAACCGUUAGCGCGCUAUGAGAACGACAAAGAUUUGGAUAAUUAUCUACGAGACCAAGAGCGCGCUGAAGAUCCAAUGUUGGAUUAUAUGCGAAAGAAGAAAAAGGAGCGUCAAAAGGAUCAGGGAUCUUUGGUCGAAAUACCCAAAUACGAAGGCUCAUUUCCAGAGAAUCGAUUCGGUAUACGCCCCGGUUAUAGAUGGGAUGGUGUGGACAGGUCUAAUGGUUUUGAAAAGAAAUGGUUUGAUGUACAAAAUGAGAAACGUGCGCUCCAGGAAGAAGCAUAUCUAUACAGUGUGGAGGACAUGUAAAGGUGAACAUACCUGUGGCGUUGACGUGCCAAUAUAAUUGUUUAAUCAAGGACAAAGACUCAGUGAAAUGGACAUUCCAUAUUGCUGUUUUAAACUUACAUUUCCUAAGAGAAAAAAUAAAACUUUAUUUGAAAAGAAAAAUA
Messenger RNA from Bactrocera oleae (olive fruit fly), 2338 nucleotides. Its product is annotated as BUD13 homolog. Gene Ontology annotation, biological process: mRNA splicing, via spliceosome. NCBI's taxonomy places the organism in Eukaryota, Metazoa, Arthropoda, Insecta, Diptera, Tephritidae. The record is from RefSeq and is a predicted model, not a curated record. Gene Ontology annotation, cellular component: RES complex; U2-type spliceosomal complex. Gene Ontology annotation, molecular function: RNA binding.